GGAGGGAGGCGUGGAAGCGGGCCCGCCCCUCACCCACACGGUGCGGGACAACGUGGAGCCCACAGGACCAGGCGUUUUGGCCAGCCCAGCUCCGGCGACUCCUGACUUUGCUGACCCUGGGCGGGUUUCCUCCUGAGAUGCCGAAGGUCAAGUCGGGGGCGAGCCUCCGUCGCCGACAGCGGCAGGAACAGAACCGGGCGCUCAAGAGCACCGGAGGACUCACUUUCAACACGGGGAUUGGGCAGCACAUUUUGAAAAAUCCUCUCGUUGUUAACAGUAUUAUUGAUAAGGCUGCCUUAAGACCAACUGAUGUGGUGUUGGAAGUUGGACCUGGAACUGGUAACAUGACUGUAAAGUUAUUAGAAAAGGCCAAAAAGGUAGUUGCCUGUGAACUUGACCCAAGACUCGUAGCCGAACUUCACAAAAGAGUUCAGGGCACGCCCCUAGCCAGCAAACUUCAGGUGAUGGUAGGUGAUGUGCUGAAAACGGAUUUGCCAUUUUUUGACGCUUGUGUGGCAAAUUUGCCUUAUCAGAUAUCAUCUCCUUUUGUCUUCAAGCUGUUGCUGCACCGACCUUUCUUCAGGUGUGCUGUUCUUAUGUUUCAAAGAGAAUUUGCUCUCAGAUUAGUUGCAAAGCCUGGGGAUAAGUUAUACUGCAGACUGUCAAUUAAUACACAGCUGUUAGCUCGUGUGGACCACCUAAUGAAAGUGGGAAAGAAUAACUUCAGACCACCACCUAAAGUAGAAUCCAGUGUUGUAAGGAUAGAACCUAAGAAUCCACCACCACCCAUCAAUUUUCAGGAAUGGGAUGGCCUAGUAAGGAUUACUUUUGUUAGGAAAAACAAGACAUUGUCUGCAGCAUUUAAAUCAAGUGCAGUACAACAGCUACUGGAAAAAAACUACAGAAUUCACUGUUCCAUCCAUAAUAUUAUAAUACCAGAAGAUUUCAGCAUAGCAGAUAAAAUACAGCAGAUCCUAACCAGCACAGGUUUUAGUGACAAACGGGCCCGUUCCAUGGACAUAGAUGACUUUAUCAGAUUGCUACAUGGAUUUAAUGCAGAAGGCAUCCAUUUUGCCUAGUUAUACUAUUUGGGAAACAGAAUUUUCAAAAUCAAGAAAAAAUAUUAUAUAUUUCUAACUAAAAAGAUGAACUAUGCUUUUACUCCACUGAGACAUUAUUUACUUGACUAUUUCUGAUUUAAUACUAUUCUUGUACUGUGUAUUACUCUGUAUUUUUAAAGGUGAUCAGUUCUGGAUACCCAGCUUGUUUUUAGUGUUGGCUUGUUUUGAACAGGACAAGGUCGAAUCUAUACAAAAGCUUAGUAGCCGCGGAUACGCACAAUCUUGCACUCUAACUUACCAUUUCUAACAGCUCAUUGUAUAAAGAUGCUUACUGCUCUCUUAACUGUCAUAGUUCAUGGGCUAUUUAGGUCUUCACCUUUGUCCCUUAAGUAAAGUUAAAAUAUGUUCAACUAGUCACUUGUUUACCGUACCAUUUCUUACUCACGUGUACAAUAAAACAGAUGUUUCUUAAAAUUUUA
This is a messenger RNA of Chinchilla lanigera (long-tailed chinchilla), 1540 nucleotides long. It is a transcript of the gene Dimt1, whose product is annotated as DIM1 dimethyladenosine transferase 1 homolog. Gene Ontology annotation, molecular function: rRNA (adenine-N6,N6-)-dimethyltransferase activity. Bases 138 to 1079 code for a protein of 313 amino acids. The record is from RefSeq and is a predicted model, not a curated record. Lineage: Eukaryota; Metazoa; Chordata; Mammalia; Rodentia; Chinchillidae. Gene Ontology annotation, cellular component: mitochondrial matrix. The transcript has 12 exons. Gene Ontology annotation, biological process: rRNA methylation.